Messenger RNA from Sphaerulina musiva SO2202, 1171 nucleotides. RefSeq lists its product as uncharacterized. The record is from RefSeq and is a predicted model, not a curated record. Lineage: Eukaryota; Fungi; Ascomycota; Dothideomycetes; Mycosphaerellales; Mycosphaerellaceae. The transcript is spliced from 2 exons. Bases 432 to 794 code for a protein of 120 amino acids.
GCGAUGCAACUGGACUGAGAUCGUCAAACUGAGAAGAUGGUGGCGGGAAAGACAUCCAAGGAGGCUUUGGCCAGAGCAGCUCAGACAACCACCCCGAAACUACCACCCUUGCCUAAGCUGCGAGUGCGAAAACCGAACAAGGGCGAAGAAAAUCCAUGCCUGACAAUCAUGAGCAGCAUGUUGGGCUGCUGGGCUUCAUCGGGAUAUAGCGCAGCGGGAUGCGCAGUGAUAGAACAACAAUUACGAGCCUGUAUGGAUGCGCGAAAGACGGCCCAGCAAUCGAAGAACACCAUCAAUCAUCAUUUAUCGCGCUUCUACCCACAGAUUAUUGGACCGCACAAGAGGAAGUAGCGCGUUGUAGGAGCAACGUGCAAUAAACGGACAAGAGGCUGAGGUGGACGCGAAGAUUUUGAUACCAUUAGCGGCAUGGGAUGGCGUUUGGGGAAAAACAACCUCCCAUAUGGGAAAUUUCUGGACAGAAAAAUGACCACGUGCAGAGGUGGUUCGUAGGGAGAAGCAGCCUGGACUGGGAUGCUACUCACUCUACUCACGCCUGGCACCACAGGUGCUUGGCGAUACAGUUGAUUCGCAUCGACACGAAUGGCUCAGGAACGCGUUCAUCGGGCGUCCGCUGCACACAAUCUGAACGAAUGGCUUUCCGACCACAACGGUUCAGGCUUGCAUGGAGAACCUACAUGACUGUGCUUCGAAAGCGGGAGUACCCAGACAUACGCAUGGUUUGUACAGAGAAAAGAACACGUCGGCGUGUGCAUCGCGAGGAAGACUAUGUAUGAAAGAGAGAGAUGCAUCGAAAUGUCCACCGUCUAGACAAACGCGGGGCAUGUAACAACACUACAACGUUAUUGUCACACAGCACCAUCGAAGCACUUCGUCCAUUCGUUGUCCAGCUGUCGCCCAAUUGAGCUGCGAGUUGAACAGGGACAGAUGAUGUUCAAAGAAUCACUUCGAACUCGGUGGGCUUCUACGCCUGAUGUCGUGUGUUGUGCAUGAAAUAGCUCGCUGGUUCCCCUACAUGGACUACUCCGAAUGAGCCAGUAUCAUCUUCAGUCUCGAUCUUGAGCUGACUACUAGGAGGUAGCCUGCUACCACGGAACUGUUCAUACGUGUACAUUUACAGACCUGUCUUUUUCCAACUGAAUUGAAGUACCGU